UUUUAAAGAUUUCUUAUUCGAUACAAUUUUUAACUAGAUUAUUUAAACAUAAUGUUUACAAACGAAUCAUCUGAUACUGUAGGCUUUGAAUCACAAGUAUCAGUUGCUAAACCAGAAGUAUCCGCUAACGUACAAACUACAGAAAUCACAUAUUUUUCCAAUCAAGCACAAACGGUAGAGAAAAAAAAUGCAGAGACUCAAACUAUACAAGAACAAGCAAAGACACCAAACGUUGAUUAUAACAAAUUGGCAAAAUUUUUGAGAAAAGUUACACCAAGCUUAUUAGAAACAUUGGAUGCAGCUUACAAUACCAAUGCUUUUGAAGAUUAUGAUACAAAAACAACUAAAUCUACAUCCGCUAAUUUACAGUUAUUAAAAAGAUUGAAUACUAUAGAAGAAUCAGAUAUUGUUCUAUCACAGAUAUCACAGAUAAAAAUAAGUGAUUUGUCAUGGAGUAUUGCAGGUGGAACAUUAGCUGUAUCUCAUAGUGCUGUAUACCAUGAAACUUGGUGUGAUCAUCCUACACAAAUAAAGUUAUACGGUCUAUCGAGAGAAGACCAACUUUCAGAUAAUCCUAAUAAGACUUUAGAAGUCAAUUCUUGUGUUACAACCUUGUCUUAUCAUCCAGUUGAACCUUCAAUUUUAGCAGCAGGCUUGUUGAAUGGAGAUGUAUUAAUUUGGAAUCUUAGAAAUGAUGAUUCAUUUAUUCCAAUAUAUGUUUAUGUUCAUGGUGAUAUCGUUUCUCAAAUAUAUUGGAAGCCAAAAACUAUAAAUGAUGUUUCUAUGUUAAUAAGUGCAAGUAGAGAUGGAUAUAUCGCAGUUAACAAAUUAAUGGCUAACUUUACAACUCGUUUGCACAAACAAUUCAAAAUAAUAAAAGAACAUAAUCCAAUAGAAAAUUCGAGACCUCGAAGCGCAGGAGGUACACGCGAACGUGCAGCAGAAGCUGGACUAUGUAUUACCAGUUUUGAUUUUUCAUGGAAAGAUCCUAAUAUUUUCAUUGUUGGAACAUCAUGCGGUGGAAUAUAUAAAUGUUCUCUCGAUCAUGUUUCUCCUAUCGAAGGAGAUGAAAAUCUUUCGGAUCCAGUGAUAGAUAAGUACGAUACACACGAAGGAAGUAUAACGUGUAUCAAAUGUUCACCAAAUCGUAAUUCAUUUAUUGCCUGUGGGAUGAAUAAAGAUAUUCGUAUAUACGAUUUGGAUCAGAACGUUUGUCAGCAAUCAAUUUCGGUGGAAAGUACCAUUAUUGGUUUAACGUGGAUGACAGGAAAUAAAAAUAUAUUUGCAACAUUUGGAGCUGGAAAUGAAAUUAAAUUUUAUAACGAAACCGAUGGUAAAGCCAUGACUAAUAUAAAACUCGAAAUAACUGGCAAAGCUAGUAUUAGUAAUCUAUGUGUCAAUUCUAAAAGAGACAUCUUAGUUAUGGGGGACAUAAAUGGUUAUUUAGAAUUUUGGAAAGUUCCUCGGCAAUUGUUUUGAGAAAAUUUGAUUAUUGAGAAAUUUUCAAACAAUUUAGGCAACAUCCGAGUAAAUGUGAACUUUAGAAAGUUCUUCAGUAAUUGCUUUGACGAAAUAUUUAUUACUUUACAAUUGUUGUAUCAUAUUUAUUAUUUUUAUUAUUAGGGUUUUUAGAUAUAAAGAUAGCCACGUUAAUAUUUUUGUUACUUGUAAUAUUAUAUGGAAAUUUUUAUUAUUUAUUUUGAAUCUCACAUACAUACACACACACAAAAGACGAAUACGUUGCACAAAAUACGCGCUAAAAUCUUUUUUUUUUAUUUAGUUUUCAAGGCUAACACAAUAUUCUUAUUUUUUUCUUUACAUUUAUAACUGUCGUGCGUUUAUAAAUGUAUUAUAAUGAUUGGUGACAUGUCCUUGAAAUGAUCUUGCGGAUUUUCGAAAUUAAAAUUAAACAUAUUAUUUAUUUUUAUCGAGAAAUAUAAACCUCAGUAUCGAUAGGUGUGAAAACUUAUGAACAUAUAAAUGUAUAAGUCAUAUAUACAAUAAUAUAAAAGAAAAUAUUUAUCAACAUUCGAAUGGUAAAACUGUAUACCUUGAAAGUAAUUUCAGAGAGAAAAUGUUUAAAAUAAAAAUAAUUUAUUUCGUUACUUUAAAUAACAAGUAUUGAUUACACACUAUAAAACAAACGAUUGAAAUAUACGUUGGAUAACGCACAUUAUGAUAUUUUAUAAAUAAAUUAAAACAAAUCAAAAUAUAUACAUGAAAUGAUUUAUUUUCAUUGCAUUAACUAUAAAUAUAAAUGUUAGUUAUAAAAAUAGAAAUUGCGAAUCAACAAAUAUUAGUAAUCUUUCCACUAAAGUUGGCAACUUACCACAAAUACCGAUUUCAUUAGAAAAUCUAUGUUGUUUCUAUUGUAAAAAUAAUAAUC
Molecule: messenger RNA, 2386 nt
Organism: Polistes dominula (European paper wasp)
Lineage: Eukaryota; Metazoa; Arthropoda; Insecta; Hymenoptera; Vespidae
Product: cytoplasmic dynein 2 intermediate chain 2
Biological process (GO): intraciliary transport
Cellular component (GO): ciliary plasm; cytoplasmic dynein complex
Molecular function (GO): dynein light chain binding; dynein heavy chain binding
Source: RefSeq, a predicted model, not a curated record